AUGCCUUACACGUACCAGGACUCGAGACCCCAGGCUCCCCCACUGCCCCAGACUGCACGGGCCACACACUCCUCUGGCAAGACAUAUGAGGAGCUGAAGCGCGAGUGCCAGCAGAAGGGAAUCCUGUUUGAGGACUGUGACUUCCCAGCCACUGACUCCUCUCUUUUCUUCAGUGAGAGGCCAUCUAUCCCCUUUGUGUGGAAAAGGCCUGGGGACAUUGUUAAUGACCCACAGUUUAUAAGUGGAGGAGCUACAAGAACUGACAUUUGUCAAGGGGAUCUUGGUGACUGCUGGCUAUUAGCAGCCAUAGCUUCACUUACUCUGAAUGACAAAACCUUAGCCAGAGUUGUACCUCAGGAUCAAAAUUUUGGAACUGGUUAUGCUGGAAUAUUUCAUUUUCAGUUUUGGCAACACAGUGAGUGGCUGGAUAUCGUUAUUGAUGAUCGAUUACCAACUUUCAAGGGCCGCUUGGUUUUCCUGCACUCAGCCGAACACAAUGAAUUUUGGAGUGCUUUACUGGAGAAGGCCUAUGCCAAACUGAAUGGCAGUUAUGAAGCCCUGAAAGGAGGCAGUGCAAUAGAAGCCAUGGAAGAUUUCACUGGAGGAGUUGGAGAAAUGUAUGAAGUUAGAAAAGCCCCUGACAAUUUCCAUGACAUUUUAGAGAAAGCACUUAAGAAAGGCUCUAUGGUGGGCUGCUCCAUUGAUACUAGCAGCAUUGCUGAGUCAGAAGCUCGAACCCCUUUCGGCCUUAUAAAAGGUCAUGCAUAUUCAGUAACUGGCAUCGAUGAGGUGAGCUACCGGGGCCGGAAGGUGGAACUCAUAAGAAUAAGAAACCCAUGGGGGCAAGUGGAGUGGAAUGGCCCUUGGAGUGACAAUUCUUCUGAGUGGCGUUUGGUCAGCCCAUCUGAAAGGAAACGCUUAUGUCAGACUUCACUGGAUGAUGGGGAGUUCUGGAUGAAAUUUGAAGACUUUAAAACACAUUUUGAUAAAGUGGAGAUCUGCAACCUCACACCUGACGCACUUGCCGGCAAUGCUGCUCAGAAGUGGGAGGUGACAGUUCACCAAGGGAGCUGGGUCCGGGGUUCUACUGCUGGAGGAUGCAGAAAUUUUCUAGAGACCUUUUGGACAAAUCCACAAAUCAAGCUAUGUUUGACAGAGAAAGAUGAUGGGCAAGAUGAAUGCACAUUUUUAGUGGCUCUGAUGCAAAAGGAUCGGCGUAAACUCAAAAAAAUAGGUGCUGAAAUGCUAACAAUUGGCUAUUCUAUUUAUGAGAGCCCUAGCUCGGAUGACCACUUGCCCAAAGACUUCUUCAGAUACCAUGCUUCCAAGGCAAGGAGCAAAACCUACAUUAAUCUAAGGGAAGUCUCUGAUCGAUUCCAGCUGCCACCUGGGGAUUAUGUUCUUAUUCCUAGCACUUUUGAGCCACACCGGGAAGCUGACUUCUGCCUGAGAAUCUUCUCUGAAAAGAAAGCCAUUACUCAGGAUCUGGAUGAAAAUGUUGCCAUUGAUCUCCCAGAGCCCCCUAAUCCAGCCGUAACCCAACAGGAAACUGAUGAGGAAAAACAAUUCCGGGCACUGUUUGAACAAAUUUCAGGAGAGGACCUGGAGAUAUCUGCAGAGGAACUUGAAAAUGUUCUGAAUGCGGUAUUGAAAAAAACAAAGAGUAUCAAAUUCAAGAAAUUAAGCCUCAUUUCAUGCAGAAACAUUAUUUCUCUUAUGGAUUCCAGUGGUAAUGGGAAGCUGGGAUUUAAUGAAUUCAAGAUUUUCUGGGAUAAACUAAAGAAGUGGAUAAACAUCUUUCUUCUUUUUGACUUGGAUAAAUCUGGAACCAUGUCCUCCUAUGAGCUUCGUAAUGCCCUGAAAGCUUCAGGCUUUCAACUCAAUAAUUACCUGCUGCAGCUGAUUGUCCUGAGAUAUUCUGAUGAACAGUUCCAGAUUGAUUUUGACGAUUUCCUAAACUGCUUAAUUCGCUUAGACAAUGCAAGCCGGGUAUUCCAGGAACUAAGCAUGAAAAACAAGGAAGUCGUUAACCUGAACAUAAGUGAGUUUAUCAGCCUGGCAAUGAACAUUUGAAGAUAUCCAGACUGGACUUCAGGAGUCUCUCAGGAUGGUGCCCAGAGAGCCUAUUCACCUUCAGUAUAAAUGUAUAUAAGAACUUUGGUGCCAAGGGAAUGCUUAUACUUCCCAGCCCCUCUCAUCUUUGCCCCUAUCACAUUAAUGAAAAAGAUCUUUAAGGAAUGAAAUUUGUUCUAUUUUUAUAAAGAUAAGUUUGGGAUUUGCUAAUGUGUACUCAGGGAUGUAUUGGAAUGAGACACUUUGCACAUUUCAAGGAAGCUGAAACUGACAGUCUUACAAGACAAUGGCCUUUUUAAAUACAAUUCUUUUAGUCCCCAUUUACUAGCAGCAGGAAAACCCAGCCAUUAAAAGUCUUCAUUGUUGCUUAACUACCAAUUAGCAAAUGCUUGUUAAGGUAUACGUUGGAUAAAACUUUGUUACAGCCAGACCAACACUGAAGAGAGUCUUGCAAACUAGUGGAGUUACAGAUGGGCAUCUACUCUUAAAUACUUCUAGAGGGGUGGUCCUGAUUCUGGCUUGCUCAGAACAAUAUUUGACCCAAAGCCUGGCCUUGUUUACAAAUCCUGAUGAGAAACAAGAGCUUUCCUUUUACUUUACUUUCUUCCCCUAAUACCAGCCUAGUCAAGCUGUAACCCACAAGCCAACCAUGUUUUGCAGAGUAAUGCAGUAAUUGGCUGCCUUCAUUUUCAGCAGGAGUGCAUGGUCUUUUGAGAUCCCUGGUCCCAGCAUACAUCUUGAGUAGCUAGAACCUGUUUCCACAUAGACCACUCCUCUGUAGUGAAAAGGAGUGGCUUCAGACUGUGACAUUUUAUGCAGAUUAUCUCCAAUCAAUAUUAAGUGCCUGUACCUUCCCUCAGUUUUGUGUUUAAGCCAGAUCCUGCACAAGUACAGGAUGUGCUAUUCUUAAAUAAUUCCAGACAAGUGCCUACCCAGAAAUCAAAGGCCUUACAGGUCUUUAUAUGUUAGUUCUGGCUUGUUCCCUAGAGCAAAUGUACAACCUGUGUCUGCUUUGCAAUAAAUCAUGUGUGCUGGGGUUGUUUUCUAAAUCGUUUUUUACAACAAAUGCAACAGCUGUUUGAGCAGUUUCUUAUCUUGUAAUGUCCAAGUCCUGUGCACCAAGUAGCUGGUGCUUUAUUUUUGUAAUUUGGUCUCGUAGAUAGUUCUGAAAAGGAAAUCAAACCAUAAUAAAUAUGAAGUUAAAAUAUUAAGAAUGGUCACCUCUAAGACAGCAGCUGCUUCUUACUAUCAGUAGCAACCUCAGGCCUGUAUAGGUCUGGAUGGUUCUUGAACUAUUUACGAGGCAGGCAAAGACCAUGGGUACGCUUACAGUAUAUGAUGAACCAAGGGAGUCAGCCCCAUACAGGGUACUUAUUUUUCAUUAUAAGAUUUUAUGCCUCUCUGACAUUGUUGGCAAAGACCUAGCCUAGUUAUCAUAUGUGAGAGCCCUUUAACUGAUUCUGGAGCUACUACUGACAGACUUGUACAGGGGUGGGUCCCAAACUGCUUAAAGGGGUUGUUGUGACAUAAGACAGUAGGGAGCUACAUUUACAUUUCAAAGUGAGCAGCAGACACUUGGUUAAAAUCUGUGAAAGCUAGGAACAUUAUAAGAAAGGACCAUAAGUUGUGAUUAAUGUAGCCAAUACAUGGAAUGUUACUUUGCUAUAAUAAAUGUAUUUUUGUUAAAAUGUUUAGAUAAAUUAUAAGAACAAAGCAGCCUCAUCAGACUAUAAACUAAAGUAUAGAGGUAACAAACUAGUGUAAAUGGAAGGGAAAUAAAAUACAAGUUUCCCUUUUGGUCCUUUUUGAUUUCUCAAGGAUAUAAAUCUUAACUAAUUGACACUUUUCUGGUCCACAAGAGACCUGGUUUAAUUCAGUUCUGAAAGUUUCAGUGAAACAAAGAAAUUUAAAUAAAACCAAACAGAGUUUAUUAGAAUAUGAGGCUUACAUUUGCCAGCCAUCUAUAAAUAGUAAGUCUAGGCUAGGGGGAGAUUUGGGGAUUUCUAUGAGACACCUGCUGGACUGUUUGCCUGUAGGACUGUUUGGAAGACCCCCUGCUGUGGAGCCUGAGAGCCUGGCCAACUUUGAUUUGUGCCAGACAAAACGUAUCUGAUAAGAUUAUACUUUUCCUCAGCUAUUAAUCUUGCUUUGUCAUUUAAUCAAUAAACUUCUCACAUUGGUUGGAAUGA
Alligator mississippiensis (American alligator) is the source of this 4262-nucleotide messenger RNA. RefSeq names its product calpain 9 (gene CAPN9). The record is from RefSeq and is a predicted model, not a curated record. Gene Ontology annotation, biological process: proteolysis. The transcript is spliced from 20 exons. Gene Ontology annotation, cellular component: cytoplasm. Lineage: Eukaryota; Metazoa; Chordata; Crocodylia; Alligatoridae. Gene Ontology annotation, molecular function: calcium-dependent cysteine-type endopeptidase activity; calcium ion binding. The coding region runs from base 1 to 2073 and encodes 690 amino acids.